Cordyceps fumosorosea ARSEF 2679 is the source of this 2976-nucleotide messenger RNA. Its product is annotated as actin interacting protein 3. Gene Ontology annotation, biological process: establishment of cell polarity. NCBI's taxonomy places the organism in Eukaryota, Fungi, Ascomycota, Sordariomycetes, Hypocreales, Cordycipitaceae. The coding region runs from base 1 to 2976 and encodes 991 amino acids. Gene Ontology annotation, molecular function: cytoskeletal regulatory protein binding. The record is from RefSeq and is a predicted model, not a curated record. The transcript is spliced from 2 exons. Gene Ontology annotation, cellular component: cell tip; cytoplasm.
AUGCAGUCCGUAUCACAAGCUCAACGAGUUUAUUCGCAGCGGCGCGCCGAAGAUAGUGCUCCUCAACUCCCCAACGGUCAAAGCAGACCAAUGUCACCAAAUGGAGUGCCGUCUAGAGCAUCGACUGCUUCCGUCAAGUCAUCGCAGAGCGGCAGCACGCGCCGGUCAGGUCGCGAGACCGGAAGUUCGAGCUCAAGUGUUCCGUUAUCGCAAAUCGAAAAAAGCGUCACCCACCUUCUCGUCGCGACUAAACAGCUCCUCGAAACCCUUACUCAGUGGUCCCGCGGCCAUGCGACCGACACACAGGUCUCUGAUGUCUAUGUCCGCCUAGGCUACGAAUUCAAUAUGGCGUGCCGUGCCUUUACUGCCAUAAAUGUCGACACCUCCGACCUCGGUAACGUUCCGGACCUGCUUCGAAGCAUUCUUGAAGCGACUUUGAGCCAAGAAGCCAGCGCAGAGAGCCUCGAACGAUACCUGCCGCGCAUCAGAGACAUCAUAAUCAACCUGCUCCAUGGUCUGAAGCGCAAGCAGCAGCGUCUGCGUCAACGACAGGCCCGAGACAGGGACCCUACCGCCAAUGCCCCCGAGCGCACAACGAGUAUCAGCACUGUCACUAGCGGAAGCAGCAGCGGUCUUACCAACAUGCUCGAUGAGGGCCUCGAGUCCGGAUAUAAACAAGAACAAUCUCGCUUGGAGGAACCCGCGUCACAAGGCCCUAGUUCUUCACCUAGUCGUCGAGUCAAUGCGUCAAGAGAGCCGUCCCGAGAUUUCCCCCAACUAGCUCGCACGUCAACUCAGAAUGCGCCAUCUAUACCGCCGCCGUAUCCAAACGACGACAGCCAAAUGCCUUCCGGCACCACCGGGGACAUCAAUAUCGAAGCUUUUCCGCCACCGCCACCGCCUCCACCGGAGCCUCAAUCAAGCGCGCUCGCGGCCCUGCAAAAGGGCGGCGACUUGGAACGACGAGCCUCACGACGCUACUCACAGUAUCAAAUCUCGAAACAUCUUGGCGCCGCCAAUGCUGUUCCUAUCCUGCCGCACCAAAACUCCCCUGUACCAAACCGCGGCCGCAAAGAAGCACGAGAAUCAUUGCAUGCAGUCCAGAAACGCGAGUCUGUGCGUCACAGUCGUCAUCAGUCAAGCCACUCCAAGUCUGUUCCCUCGCCAGCUCCCGCGAUAAUAACAGAGGAGCUCUCUGCGGAUAACAGAAACAGAGUCGACAGUCCACUUGCGCAAACCCCGGAAAAUAAAUAUGCCCCAAGUGCUACCUUGUCCGGCCCGCUGCCUGAGCCUCCGUACUUUGUUGAUGAGCCAAGACGAGCAGAGCCAGAAACAAAAGCAGUCGAAAAGAUUGAACAGAUUCCAACUGCCCCAGAGUCCAAGGGCGAUUCGUAUUACCAAGUUUCACCUCCACCCACGCCGACAAAAGAUUUGACGCUGUUCCUUCAGUACAAGUCCAAGGUCAAGAAGAUCGUUCUGCCAGAGGGACGAAGCGAGCUCUCCAUUGGGCGUUUGCAGCUCGCAUUCAUCGAAAAGUUCUCUUGGAAUACACAGCAUAAUGGUACUGAUUUGCCAGAAAUUUAUAUUCAAGACCCUGUUUCAGGUAUUCGACACGAACUGGAGGACCUUUCGGACGUCAAGGACCGCACUGUUCUCGUACUGAACAUAGAAGCUCUGGACGAAGUCAAGCGUCACAUCGAUGAUGGCAUUUCAGGGUUGACCAAAAUCGUACAGGAUGUCCAAAAUAAUGUUCAAAGUCAGGCGGCAACUCUACAACGAGUUUCAGAUAGGCAACAGGAAACUGCUGAAGAAGUCGCUCGCUUGGCAUUUGCACCGCCUGUUGCUGUCCAAUCUGCCGACGGAUCCAAGGCUAUUGUCAGCACUGGCCCGAGACUCGGUGCAAGCCACCUCGGGCAGAUCCAAACCUUCCGCCGCGACAUUGCCGUCCUGCGUCAAACCUAUUCCAACUUUCAAGCCUCCAUGGACGCUUCUAUUGCCACCGUUCGGCAAAAGGCUGCAAGUGUCACGUCAGUGGCAGCGAGCGCUGUUCAGCCGGAUAUGGAUGGAGAUGGUGGAUACUCCUAUGUAACCAAGGGUCGCAAGAAACUUAACGCUGAUUCCGAUCGUUUGGUUGGCAAGGUAGACGACCUUCAAGAUCUUAUUGAGGAUCUACGCAAAGAUGUUGUCCAUAGAGGCGUCAAGCCGCUACCUCGCCAGCUUGAGACUGUCAACAAUGAUAUCAGCGAGCUCACCAAGGCCCUCAAGGCCAUGGAAGACUACAUGACCGAGGAGAAGCCCGUUUGGACCAAGAUUUGGGAAAAGGAACUGGAGGACGUGUGCCAAGGCCGUGAUGAAUUACGCCUUAUGGAGGACUUGAUGGUUGAUCUGCGCGACGACCUGGAAAAGGCCACGGAGACAUUCGCCCUCGUCGAGCAAGCAAUGAAGGAGCAAAUGAAGGACAACGGCGCCGGGGCAAACGCGGGGACGUCACGCAUGCUGUCCAGGGGCUUGAGCAACCUCGGCAACAGCCUGAACCAAAACGCGGCUAAGGAGGGGGUGCUGGGUGAGGUGCGUGCUCUGCAGCCGAACCAUGAGAAUCGGCUGGACGCCAUCGAGCGGGCAGAAAAGCUGCGCCAGAAGGAGUUGCUGAGCCGCAGCGGCAACGAGCUACAGCGCGAGAUUGCGAGCUUCGUGCACGAUGGCAAGCUCAAGAAGUCGGGCGGCUUCGAGGAGGUCGAGCGCGCGCGGGUAGCUAAGGACGAGAAGAUUCGCCGCGAGGUCUGGGAGCGCAUGAAUGGGAUCAUUAACGAGGACGAUUAUGAAGAGGAAGAAGAGGAGGAGGAGGAGGAAGGCGAAGAAGGUGAGGAAGGAGAGGAGUUUGAGGAUGCAGAGACUGAAGUGACUUCGCCAAUGGAAGGCGAGGCGCAACGACACUCGGGGGGUUCAGCGGCGGGUGCGGCUACGAAUAAAGAGUAA